GCCGUGUCGCACCCUUACAGUACGUUAACAGGGACAUUAUCAGUUGCUUUUCUCUUAUUUCAAGUGAUUUAUAUUAAUUGAUCCCAAUGGGCCACCUCUCUUUGUGUAGCGCAAUGUGCCUCGAAUGAGAUGCUGGUGUCUUCGCCACCGUGCUGCGAACCAACGUGCGACUGUGACUGUGAGCAUGUCACCUGUCAGCAGAUGCUCGUGUACCAGCCGACCUGCGUCUGCAUGCAGGGCUUCGUACGCCUGGAGGGUCGCUGUGUUCCGAAGACGUGCUGUCCGGCUCCCGAGCCAACGUGCCCCACUGAAGCUCCCGUGUAUCAUCAACCGUCGUGCGGCUGUGGUCAAACUCCUUGCCAGUGCGAGCAACCGAAGUACCAUCCUGCUCCCUGCGAAACUACGCCCAAACCCUGCCAUCCGGUGUACGAACAGCCCUCGUGCGGCUGUGGCCAAACUCCCUGCAAGUGCGAACAGCCCAUGUACGAACAGCAGCCUUCCUGCGGCUGUGGCCAAACUCCUUGCCAGUGCGAGCAACCGAAGUACCAUGCUCCUGCUCCUUGCGAAACCACUCCCAAACCCUGCCAUCCGGUGUACGAACAGCCCUCGUGCGGUUGUGGUCAAACUCCCUGCAAGUGUGAGCAACCCAUGUACGAACAGCAGCCUUCGUGCGGUUGUGGCCAAUCUCCCUGCAAGUGUGUCCAGGUGUUGUACAAGUCUUGCGAAACGAAACCCACCACCACUACGCCCUGUCCUCCCGUGUACGAGCAACCGUCGUGCGGCUGUGGCCAAACUCCCUGCAAGUGCGAACAGCCCAUGUACGAACAGCAGCCCUCCUGCGGCUGUGGCCAAACUCCCUGCAAGUGCGUCGCCAAAUGCCAUCCCGUGCCGGAGCACAAGCCGUGCGAGACUACUACUCCUGCCCCAACCUGUGCCGCCUGCGAGGAGCUAGUGUUUGUGCAGCCGUGCUGCGAGCCGACGUGCGAUAACGACUGUUCCGGUGUGCAGUGCAGCCCGCUGCUGCUGGUCGAAGAGCCAACCUGUGCCUGCCGGCCCGGGCUCGUCCGCUACCAGGGGCACUGUGUGGAGCCGUCCGUCUGCCCGAAGAGUGCCUCCCGCUAUCGGCUGUACGUACCGAAAACCGUUUCCUGUGCCUGCACUUCGUGCUGAAACGGGCCAAGCGACGCUCUUGCAACCUUGACACGAUGAAACAGUAAAGUGACUAGGGAGCGGAAACGCAAUGGAAAAAGAAAAACAUUGAUUCGGAAAUAAACCAAAAACAAGCAACAGCAGUCCA
Molecule: messenger RNA, 1297 nt
Organism: Anopheles gambiae (African malaria mosquito)
Lineage: Eukaryota; Metazoa; Arthropoda; Insecta; Diptera; Culicidae
Product: keratin-associated protein 9-1
Exons: 2
Coding region: 130-1170 (346 amino acids)
Source: RefSeq, a predicted model, not a curated record